Messenger RNA from Amoebophrya sp. A25, 4833 nucleotides. The record is from the annotation of a GenBank genome assembly. Lineage: Eukaryota; Dinophyceae; Syndiniales; Amoebophryaceae.
GUACAAAUGAGGACACAAGCUACUUGUUAGCCAGGAUCCAACUCGAGAAUACUACAACAGUCCUGCAUACGCAGACACGACAGAAGAUCAGAAGAAGAGUACCCAUAGAUACCCAUAGACAUAAAUUUAUGUAGUUUAUAUUAAAUUACUCUGUAACUACUACGUCUGCAACAAGGUAGAGGUGAAGCAAGAAAAUGGCAUCUGCAUCCCCCCUGGUCUCGGUCGGAGACCAGUUGCAUCUGAGCCGAUCGAGUUUGUCCAUCGACAACACGCCAGUAUCAUGGAGGCAAUCACGCGCGCGAUUUGUGAUUCUGGGCAUGGCAGCACUGAUGAUGUUCGGGAGCUACUACUUCUUCGACCAAUGCUCAGCUAGUGAGGAUGGAGUCAGUACUUCAACUGCUUCUGAGGUUGCUAGUAAUCUGUGAGGUUUUUGAUAAGUGAACAGGCCAACGCCUAAACUACUAAGCCAACUGCGCAAUUGGCUUAGUUUUACCUACCUGAAAGAAUGUUGCUACUAUUUUUACCUUGUGACAUUUCGAUUCUGUUACCUACCUGAAAGAAUGUUGCUACUAGAGAUGCUGGUGGCAGCGUGAGUGAAUGAAUGAAUGAAUUCGAUUCUGCCUUCCCUCGUUGUUGAGCCUAUUUGUGGUGGUGUAGGUUUUAAGGCUGUUUAGAGUAUUAAACUAAAACUUCGUUACCUCAAGAAGUUGAGCAUGCUAUUUUUUUAUCAGGAGGCGGGCAAACUCCAUUUCUUUUUGUCUUUACUAUGCUGCUAACACGAACAAGUUUGAAAGACUUGAAGCCGAUGUUGAAGAUCUCUUCAACCGCCCCUCACUACACUUCUCUCUUUUACAACAUCCUCAACUACGUCACACUUCCACCACAGUCGCCAAGCUGGGUAUCACGGAAACGCAAUUUGGCUUACUCCAGAGUGUGUAUUCGUGGCCAAACACAUUUUUACCACUUUUUGGGGGUCUUGCGAUCGACUAUUUCGGGAUCCGGAAAAGCCUCAUUCUGUUCAUGUCCUUAGUCUUCCUUGGUCAAUUUGUCUACUCAUUGGGCCUUGCGCAAAGCAGUUUCACAGUGUCGCUGUUUUAUGAAAGGAUGUUGGUUGAUGUGAAGAUGGUGAUGUGUUGAUCAACAUUUAAAAAGUUUCGACAAGAUUAGACGUAGCGGUCGAAACAAACGUCAGACUGCUGUCCGGGUUCUUCAUGGUGAAAAACGAUAGUCGUUAUAGUAGACAUAGACAUAGUUGUCGUGGAGGUUGGAGGUCAUCCUUCCACUAGAACUAAGGUUCCUGCGGAACUACGUCAUAGUUGUCCUGGAGGUUGUAGUUCAUCUUCGAAAGCUCAAAAUAACCGAGUUACUAACUGAAAUAAGGGAGGCAGCUUAACAUCAAGGCUAGCCUUCCUUCUCAUCAGUAUCUCGGUUAUUCUGAUCAGUUACUUGCUUAUUUCAGUUUUUCGAAUGCGUGGACAUCAAGUCCCCCUUCAUAUCCUAGGACGCGUUAUCUUUGGCCUUGGUGGUGAGAGCCUGAAUGUCGCUGGAUUGGCGCUAGUAGCUCUGUGGUUUCGUGGAGCCGAGCUUGCUUUCGCAAUGGGCAUGAUAAUCUGCGUCUCUCGACUCGGAUCAGUCGCAGCAUUCAACACUCAGGAGCAUUAAGGGUAGGCUUUUUUUUUACUGUUCCUUAGGUGUUUUUGUUACACUGUUAAUAUUUUUGCAUCUACUUUUUACUUACUCGUUUUAGGGGGAAAGAGACAUCAUAUUCAUCAUUCAAUAGAAUAAGAAUUACAUGCAUCAUAUUCAUCAUUCAAUGGAAUAAGAAUUUAACGGGGACCGAAAACCAAAGCAAGAACAAAGACGAAGACCUACCUGUUCUAAGAACUGUUGAUCUCAUCAGUGGGCGUCGCACACGCAAGUUUCGUAGGAACGGCAAUAAUGGGUUUUUCUUACCUGAACUGCAUCUUCGUUUGCUUCAUGGACAAGAGGGCGGACAAGAUCGAUGCAAGAGAGGGACCAAUUAAAUUAUGAAGAAAUUGAAAUAAUUCGUGCAGAAGCACACACAGCUUCAUCACGUAGAAGUAGCUACUUUUGAUUCUAGUAAUUGCUACUUGUUCUACAUUCUUUCAUGUGUUUUCAGCUGGGAGGCCCGCCAGCAACGUAGAUCCUACCUUUGCUUUGUAACAAACGACCGCUUAAUCUCACAAUAGUUUGGAUCUACUUCUUCUAACUCGCGCUCCCCAGAGGAGAAGCACCGCGGCUGCUGCUGGGGAAGAAGGCGUCGUCCCCGCUCCUAUGGAGGAAGAAAACAAGUCAGACGCAGUAGACUUCAAACAAAUAUUAAGGCUACAAUAAAUGCAUCUUCCCUGCUGGCAUAUUCUUGGUCCCGUUAUUCUCAAGGGAAAACGGGAGGCUGUCAGGAUGCUCACCAAGAUGGAUUCAUGUAAAUUCUAAAAAUAGCGAACUUGGGCUUGCCAUAUUGGCUUAUCACUUUCUCCUGCGUCACGGUUUACAUAUCCGCAUUUCCGUUUUUUCAAGUCACCAGUGUCUCGUUUCUCAAAACGAACUUCAGCUUCUCGUACUUUUUACGUGUUUUUCUGAUUUUUUCAAUUUUCAAGGGAACUAACUGCUACACAAGGAACUCUACUUCCCUCUGGUCUCAAAUAACUGCUACACAAGGAAUUCUACUUCCCUCUGGUUUAGUAAAAACAACAACGCCCGCUUUUAUUGACGUGUCCCCCAUUGUCCUAGUUCCUUCUCAACGCUACCGACACCCCCAUCCAUUAUAUUAAGGCUGUACCUAAUACAUCUUUGGGCGCAUCCUUGAAACUACGUAUGGAGGAGUAUCCUAAGGGAAUACUCCCCCAUACUUUUCAAGGAUGCACUUGAAAGAUGAAUGGCGGACAGCUCUAAUUAUACUUUUGAAUCCCAACUUGCCACAUCAACAGGGGAAGCGAAGCAAAUUUCAUAACGAGUAUUCCAAAUCUUGUAUCCGCGUUUACAAGUCCACUAUUUGGCCUCUUUGUCGAUCGCGUGGGAAAGCGACCGUUUUUUAUGAUCUGCAGCACUCUCGCUUUCAUCACCGCGUUCCUGAUCUUUAUCGGCUAUGGUAUUUCUGUUGAGUCGUAUCAUUGGUUGUUUGUGUCGUGUGUGGACGUUUUUUGAUUUUUGACGUGACACUUGUACGCUAAAAAUGCUUGUUGAGUACAUCAGCUAGUCCCCACACGACUUCAUUGAGAUCAGCCAAUGCUCCUAGGUGCUGGCACAUCGCUCUGGAUACAACCUACUUCAACCCUUCUCCCCAACUUCAUUUACUCGAAAACUGAAAAUAAGCGAGUAGCUAACUGAAAUAACCGAAUAUGUGAGAAGAUUGCUCUUUUCAAUUAAGUACUACUAUUUAUCAAAUGGUUCGAAUUCCACAUCACGACGCUCCAGGUAGCAGCUGUCACCAAUGCUGGUCCGUUUUGGCCGUGUACGUGCUGCUUGGCUGCGCGUUGUGCCUAUUUGGAUCGGUGAUGUGGCCCUGCAUCCCACUAGUGGUGGACCAAAAUUCGGUAGGAACGGCUUUUGGGGUGACAACAGCGGUCCAGAAUCUCGGUCUUGGAUUUGCGCCACUGGCAUUCACUUAAGGCUUGUUUUGUAGAAGCAGAAGGACAAUGACUUUUUAGAAGGUACAAUUAGGCUGAAUUACCUCAACGCUAUUUGACCACGUAGCUUAAGAAGACACAUGACAUGACAACACACCCUAACCUUGAUCUUCUCAAAUGCAUACUGUUAUUAUAUAUAGGAACACCUCGAUUUUGAUUCUAAUCACAUGCCUUAAAAGACGGUUCAGGUGGUUCUUUCGCGGGAACCUUUGCCCUUAUCAUUGCAAGCAACGCGCUAGCGCUAGUCUCGGGUCUGUAUUUGAGACACCUCGACAAGACCAGUAUGGGGCAAAAAUUGGGAAAGCCCUGAUGAUAUGGAAGCUGUCAUGAAGAACUUGAUGAUAAGAGUCCGCGCUACAACAGAUGUUAUGGAAGUUAUCAUGAAGAACUGUUACACUGUACCGUCCUUUGGUUUUCAUCUCCAGCAUGUUGGUUCAGCCAACACCUGUAAUUGCUUUUCCUUUUGCUACAUGAUGUAUUACGUACUAUGCGACAGCCAUAGGUUUUGAUGUCAUGACAAUUCGACGCACGGAUAAUCUCUGCUCAUCGAGGGAGUUCUCGGGAGGUGUAUCUCAAAUGAAUCAUGCGCACACGACGCAUAACUUUCAUCGAGUUAGAUUGGUCGUGCCUAACUCUCGCUUAUUGUAAUUCAAACGGGUAAACAUUAUUUAAUCGUCUUGUUUUCAUAUGUCAAUGUUGUCUAUGUCUUUCGCUUCAUACAACUGGGGGGAAGUCAUUUUUAUCCCAUCGUAUUUUCCUAUUCCUUGGUAAUAUGGUAAAAAGGUAAUGAAAAUGAUCUAGGUAGAUUUAUCUACUGAGUUAGCAUAUCUAAAUAUUUUUUGUUGGGUUUUGCUAUCGUAUAAAUAUGGAAUUUCUGCCAUGCAAGCGAAAUUCCGAUUCCCACAAUCUCAACUGAAUACUUCGAGGGGCUACCAUCAAUUAGUAAGUCUUGUCAUGAAAAAUUUUUGAUUUUGAUAUGGAGUUUGCUUUGUGGAUUGGUGAAGAUAAGCAUCAUAAACAUAGUCGGGGGGAGCUCAAGUUUUGUUUCUCAUUCUAAAUUCUAGAACUACACCAAGUCGGAGUCACCUAUCACUACUUCGAGAGCGGUCUUGCCUCUGCGGAAUGCGAAACGCGAUGCUGAUAUUAGCACUCUGGGUAGCAAUCAUUGCGCGUGUCGUUUGUUGAU